This is a messenger RNA of Aspergillus chevalieri, 1578 nucleotides long. Its product is annotated as cytochrome P450. Gene Ontology annotation, molecular function: heme binding; iron ion binding; oxidoreductase activity, acting on paired donors, with incorporation or reduction of molecular oxygen. Lineage: Eukaryota; Fungi; Ascomycota; Eurotiomycetes; Eurotiales; Aspergillaceae. The transcript is spliced from 3 exons. The coding region runs from base 1 to 1578 and encodes 525 amino acids. The record is from RefSeq and is a predicted model, not a curated record.
AUGCUGAUCCAGUCAGUACUGGAGAAUUUAUCCGUUUCAACAGGUAUAUGGGGACUUGGUCUCUUGUUAAGCGGACUAACCAUCAUAUACAUCUUCUAUAACCGAUUCCUCAGUCCCCUCCGCCACAUUCCCGGCCCAUUCCUCGCUUCAAUAACACCAUGGGUUCAGCUCUACCACGGCUACAAAGGAGACAGACAUCUCUGGCUGCACAACCUACAUAAACAAUAUGGGCCACAUGUCCGCGUCGCGCCGAAUUUUGUCUCCAUAAAUUCCGUGCAGGGUCUAUACGACAUCUACGGACACGGAAAGCGACUCAAGAAGGCGGAUUUCUAUAAUGCGUUUCCGGCCAUCAAGGGCGUAUAUAACACGCACAAUGCUAUUGACAAGGUAGUUCAUGGACGGAAGAGGCGGGUGCUGAGCCAGGCGUUUUCGGACCAUGCGCUUAAAGGUAUGGAGGAUGUGAUGCUGUUGCAUGUACGGCAAUUGUGUGCUGUCUUGUCUGGGGAGUUUUCGGACGGUAAAAAGGAUGGGGGGAAAGGUGUUGUUUGCAAUAUGGGGGAUUUGUUCUCGUAUCUUACGUACGAUGUUAUGGGCGAGUUGUGUUUUGGAAAGAGUUUCGACAUGUUAAUCUCCAAAACACGGAGACAAAUGGUCGAACUGGUAGACAAGGCUGCUCAUCGGCAUUAUGUGUGUGGAUUAUGGAUGCCCCUUGACCGCUGGCACUUGGACCAAAUCUUCAUUCGCAGACUGACCCAAGACCGAUGGAACUUCAUCAUGAAGUCCCGAGUUGAAGCCAACGAGCGCGCAAAAGAACGUGCUAAGCUUGGCCGUGAGUCCAAGAAAGACUUCUUCUACUAUCUCCUCAACGCCAAAGACCCCGAAACCGGCAAGGGUCUCACGACUCCAGAGCUCUGGGGCGAAGCCAACGUCCUUAUGAUUGCUGGUAGUGAUACGACCGCGACAACUCUGGCAGGCACGAUCUUUUAUCUCGUUCGCAACCCGCAUGCCAUGGCGCGACUGAAGCAGGAAGUACGCGAGAGCUUCGACUCGGUUGAGGAGAUUAUCAGCGGCCCUCGACUAAAUGAACUGGUCUAUCUGAAGGCAUGUAUGGAUGAAGCAAUGCGCCUAAGCCCAGCCGCCCCUGGAGCUCUUCCGCGCGAAGUUAUGGACGGCGGUGUUGUCGUGGAUGGUAUUUUCCUCCCCGAGGGCACAAAUUGCGGCACUCCCAUCUACUCUAUCCACCGCCAGGCGCAGUACUACCGUGAGCCCGAGUCAUAUGUACCCGAGCGUUGGAUCGAAGGCGAAACAUGUCAAACGGGCACGGCGUCAUGGAAAACCAGUAAAGAACAAGUUGAACUGAGCCGACGCGCUCUGUGUCCAUUUAGUAUUGGACCUCGCGGGUGUAUCGCAAAAAGCAUGGCUUUUAUGGAAAUGCGACUGACUAUUGCGCGGAUGGUGUUUUCAUUUGAUAUGGAGUUGGCAGAUCGGUUUGGUGAAGAUGAGGGAGGGCAUUUAGCUCUGGUGGAUCAUUUUACGAGCUCGAAGGAGGGACCUAAUGUGAGGGUUUGGAGACGGUAG